Molecule: messenger RNA, 2528 nt
Organism: Prorocentrum cordatum
Lineage: Eukaryota; Dinophyceae; Prorocentrales; Prorocentraceae
Source: the annotation of a GenBank genome assembly
AUGCCGCCUCAGGCCGACGACGGUCGUUCGCUCGCGAUCGUGGCCAGGCUCUGGGGCGGCAGAUACACCAGCGGGCGUGACCGCCUGUGUCGGUUUCCCUCGGUGGCCGAGGCGGUCGAUAAAUUCUUCGCGGGGCAGCAGGGCCCCUCCGCCCCGCCCACCCUCUGGGUCUUCGAUUGGGCCCGCGUCGUUGGGGCCAAGUUCUUCAAGCUCGACGGCCCCGUCGCAGUCGGUGGCCUCGCAGAGGACGACCUCCGCGACACCGAGCUCGAAGAACUCCUGAUCGUGGUGCCCGCCGUCUGUCUGUCUCCCGUACGACGCCGGCUCGCUCGCCUCUGUAGACUGUUUCUUGGUGGCGCUGCGGUCGGCCCUCGGCGGAGAGAUGCCGACCGAUGUGCACGCGUGAAAGUCUCGCCCGCUUUGUGGGCGAGACUCGCAGAGAGCUGCGCGGAGGUCGAGGUGAUCGAUCUCUUCGGCUCGGCAGGCGGCGCCGCCCAGCCAGACCUGCUCGAGCUGGCCGAGCUCGCCCCGCAGCCCGAGGACUGGAACGUCGGGGUCCUGCUGCGGCCCGUCGCAGUCCCCGCUCCUGUGGCGCAGGGCGGCCCGAGGCGCGCCGGUUUCCGGCUCUCCGUCGACGGUCAGGUCGACGGGGAGCCGUAUCUCGCAGCCGACGAGCACGAUGGUGAGGGCGCAGGGGGCGACGAAGUCGAGGCAGUCCGCGAGGCUGCCGCGCAGGAGUGGGCAGGUCGUCCGCGCGUCGCCUACGUGGCGGGCAGCCCGGACACGGAGGGGGCUAGCCCGGGGUGGCCGGCCCGCCGCUUGCCCGAGGGCGUCAUGAAGUUCGUCAAGAACGGGCCCGCAGAGAAGAAACCUGUCCUGAAGGACAGCCGCAGCCCGAGCCGGAGCCGCAGCGGCGGCCGCGACGCGAGGCCCAAGAAGCCCGACGACUACGGCGUGGACAGCAUCAAGAUCACGGACGACGACGCGGCGUUCAUCCUGGGCAAGGGCGGCAAGACGAAGGAGAAGAUCGCCCGCGUGUCCGAGUGCGAGAUCGAGCUGUUCGAGAGGGACCUCGUCCUCGAGUUCCGCGGCUCCAAGCUCGAGAGGCGCAGGGCCAAGAAGUACGCGGAGGGGGUCAUGGCCCAGCGCACCGGGCCCGUCGGGAUCACGGAGGACUACGAUGACGGCGACCUGACCAUGCUGCUGGUGCCGCAAGAGGCCGUGGGCUUCGUGACGGGCCGCGCCGGGAACUUCCUGCGCACCAUCGAGGAGGAGUGGUGCACGCUGAUGUUCUUCUGCGACGUCGGCGGCAAGGGCGGUCGCGGUAACAAGGACUACGAGAAGCUGGCCAUCUUCGGGGGGGUCCGUGCGAGGCGGGGGGCGGAGUUGAAGGUGCUCAGCGCGGUGGAGACGAAGGUGCCGGGCUACUUCGCGAAGAUGAGAGACGAGGUGGUCGACCGCGACAGGAACAAGGACAAGUCCGGCACCUGGGGCACGGACACGAUGACGUUCCAGGACGACGAGCUGUCCUACGCCCUGGGCAAGCAGGGCGGCACGCGCAAGAAGCUGGAGCGCUCCUCCGGCGCCAUCGUGCAGUACGUCGGGCACACGGCGCUCUUCUCCGGCACGAAGCAGGAGCGCCGGCGGGCCAAGGAGUACAUGAAGUGGCUCUUCGAGCAGCUCGAGGGGCCAGUCUACGUGGAGGGCUGGGAGAAGCGCGACGACGUCACCGUGGUGGACAUCCCUGGGGACUGCAUCGGCUACAUCACGGGUAACCGCCGCGCGACCAUGGGGGCCAUGGAGGAGGAGUGGGGAGUUCUGAUGUUCUUCAUGAACAAGCCCGGGGAUGGCAAGGGCAAGGGCAGGGGCGGCAGCGAGAUGCUCGCCAUCUUCGGGGCGGACCGCGCUCGCCGAGGGGCCGAGCUCAAGGUGAUGAGCGGCGUGGAGACGAAGAACCCGGGGGCCUUCACCAGGGGCGUCAAGGAGAAGAAGUCCAGCGAGCGGGGCUUCGACACGGACCGCCUCAUCUUCCGCGACGACGAGCUCAGCUACGCGCUCGGCAAGGAAGGCGCCACCCGGAAGAAGCUGGAGGGAGCCGCCGGGGCCAUCCUGCAGUACGUGGGGCACGUCGCCUUCAUCGCCGGCGACCUGCCUCAGCGGAGGCGCUGCAGGGAGUUCAUCGACUGGCUGCUGCAGCAGCGGAAGGGCUCCGUCACCAUCGCCGACGUCACGGAGCGCGAGGACACCACGGAGAUGCACAUCCCCGAGAACUGCAAGGGCUGGGUGACUGGCAACCGCGGCUCGGAGCUCCGCCGCAUGGAACAGGAGACGGGCACGUUCAUGUUCAUGGCGCUGGACUCCAGGGGCACGGAGCGGCUGCUCAUCUUCUGCCACGACGCGGGCAGCAAGGUGAGCCCCAGGGGCCGCAUGGCGGCCGAGCGCCUGGUCAACGAGAUGAUCCAGGAGAAGCUGCGCGACGACGGCGGCCGCGGCCGCUCGGACAGCCGCGGGCGCUCGCCCUCGCGCAG